AUGUUUUUUUUCUAUUCUUUUAUCUUUACACUGACCUUUGCAUUUUUUUGUCUCGUCAGCGAAUCAACACUUUCAGAUGCUAACUAUCUGACUAUAUACCCAUCACUAGAACUCAAUUUCGGGCCUUCAAAACUUCCUAUCACCCCCGAUCUUAGUGGUCGACAUCAGUUAAGCGCAAAUCUCGCGCCAUCUCCCUCACCUAAUCCGGAACUGGUUUUCCUCUCGCUUCUGUCUGCGUUGCCCUCUCCUUUUGAGUUGACUGUCACAGCUGUACAACCGCAUCAGGCCGCGAGUAUUGGCGGUCAUCUACUACAAAGCCAGCGACUUGCACAAGGCCCAGGAGCAUUCAAAUACUCCACAACAGUGACGCAAAUGUCUUCCAUCUCAACAUCAUGUCUUGAACGGCCUGUUUCUCCAAUGCCGAAGCUAGUAACAUUAGGAAAUGGGGCCUUGCCUAAUGGACAGAUACCAUUGCCUCAGCUUGCAUCUAGCGAUCUGGAGAUUUACAAAGGUAAGCUUAUGAGAAUAUUGUAG
Messenger RNA from Protopolystoma xenopodis, 534 nucleotides. The record is from the annotation of a GenBank genome assembly. NCBI's taxonomy places the organism in Eukaryota, Metazoa, Platyhelminthes, Monogenea, Polystomatidea, Polystomatidae.